Molecule: messenger RNA, 1068 nt
Organism: Aspergillus homomorphus CBS 101889
Lineage: Eukaryota; Fungi; Ascomycota; Eurotiomycetes; Eurotiales; Aspergillaceae
Exons: 2
Coding region: 1-1068 (355 amino acids)
Biological process (GO): carbohydrate metabolic process
Molecular function (GO): hydrolase activity, hydrolyzing O-glycosyl compounds
Source: RefSeq, a predicted model, not a curated record
AUGCCGAGCGACGUGGACUUUAAUCCCCAGAACCUCAUCAUCACGGCAACCGACCUCGAAGAUCCUUCUUCCUUCAGCGAUCCGGUGUUUUACGACUUCCACGGGAUCGACCCCAGUUUGCUUUUUGACGACAAUGGCCGCGUGUCUGUGCAAGGUAGCUGGAUCCAUGGGUACUGCAGAGCGCCAGCGACGUCGACAUCUCCAGCGGCCACAACGGAAAAGUUCCUGAAGGACCGCACAUCUACAAGAAAGAUGGAUAUCAUUAUCUCUUGCUUGCCGAAGGGGGGUACCCAUCGCAACCACAAGAUCACCAUGAGCCGUUCCAAGUGCAUCCGGGGCCCCUUUGAAACCUUCAAAGGCAAUGCAGUUCUCACAGCGGAGGGUCCCUCGGCAUGUGUGCAAUGCCUGGGACAUGGUGAGCUUUUCGAGGACGCUCUUGGCGGCUGGUGGGCGGUGUUACUGGCCCGGCGCGAGCAUGGCGCAAGUUACCUCCUCGGGAGAGAGACGUAUCUGACCUCAGUGGAGUGGCCAGAGAACCAGUUCCCGUCCUUUGCGCCGGUCCGACUGGUCCAAGGGAUGAACCGGUCCAUGGCUGAAAAAGCGGUGCGGGAUUUGACCGCGCUUGUCUCGCUCCAUUCGUCGUCAACCCUGUACUUGAGAUCGAAAAAUCCGGCGAGAUAUGCCCAGAUCGAGAACACGAUUGUUAUGAUUCCGACCAGGGCCACGCUGGGUGCAUGCUCGGGGUCUGUGACUUUUGUAGGGCACCGCCAGACUUCUUUGCUCUCUUCGGCCCAAACCCUUUUGUUGAUGAAGCCACCUCCAGCGGAGGAGACGGUCGUUGGUCUGACCGUGUAUAAAGACCCUUUCCGAUAUGCGGCGAUAGAGUACUGCGGCCAGGACCGAUCUGUGCAUCUCAAAGUCCAGCAGGUCGGCAAGCCGGUGUUAACAGUAUCGCGCGUCUGCGUUGAGAGUGCGAAGGCGUUACAGCAUUGCCAUCAGACGCACGAAGAUGGCAAUGCCAAGAGCCUUGAUUUGGACAGGUAUCUUGUGCCAGUCAACUGGCGAUGA